UCCUGCUUGGUGGGCGACCCAUGGGUCCUGGAAGACAGCUGGCAGCCCUGGAGGACGAGGAGGCUGCGGGUCGGCGGGAGGCAUCCGAGGAUGAGGAAGAUGAAGAAGAAGCAUUGCCGCACUCUGAAGCCAUGGACGUGUUCCAAGAGGGUCUCGCCAUGGUGGUGCAGGACCCGCUGCUCUGCGAUCUCCCGAUCCAGGUUACUUUGGAAGAGGUCAAUUCCCAGAUAGCACUGGAAUAUGGCCAAGCAAUGACAGUCCGAGUAUGCAAGAUGGAUGGGGAAGUAAUGCCUGUGGUCGUCGUGCAGAAUGCCACCGUCCUGGACCUGAAGAAGGCCAUCCAAAGAUACAUGCAGCUCAAGCAGGAGCGUGAAGGAGGCAUUCAACACAUCAGCUGGUCCUAUGUGUGGCGGACAUACCAUCUGACUUCAGCUGGAGAGAAGCUCACAGAGGAUAGGAAGAAGCUCCGAGAUUACGGCAUCCGAAAUCGGGAUGAGGUUUCCUUCAUCAAAAAACUGAGGCAAAAGUGAACUCCAGAUAAGAACAGCUAUUCUCCAGCAAGUUGAGCUUUUCCUAGCAAGAUAAGCCUUCCCUUUGUCCUUAUGGGAAAGGAUAUUUGGAGUGCCUGUAUCCUGUCAUAGCCAACUGGAAGUAUCCUGGUGCUGUCAGGGCAAGAAGAGCCUGUCCCUUGCUUUCUCUUGAACUUGGUCUGAGUCUGUCCUCUCCCUAGGCCUGAAGACCUUGACCAUGUGGUGGGUCCCACAUGGCUAUAGCCCUAGCCCAAUGUAUAGAAUAAACCUGUUUGCUUUGUAUCAGAA
Jaculus jaculus (lesser Egyptian jerboa) is the source of this 818-nucleotide messenger RNA. It is a transcript of the gene Snrnp25, whose product is annotated as small nuclear ribonucleoprotein U11/U12 subunit 25. The coding region runs from base 21 to 530 and encodes 169 amino acids. The transcript has 5 exons. Gene Ontology annotation, cellular component: U12-type spliceosomal complex. Gene Ontology annotation, biological process: mRNA splicing, via spliceosome. The record is from RefSeq and is a predicted model, not a curated record. Lineage: Eukaryota; Metazoa; Chordata; Mammalia; Rodentia; Dipodidae.